AUGGAAGGAAAAUGUGGUGUGUGUGGUGAUCCUAUCGAUGGACCUCGUAAUAAUGAAGCACCGAAUGGUAAAUAUUUUACGGGAACUAUUCUUGGUACUUACAGAUCGGGAGCAAUGAUCGAUGUGCGUAUUGAAAUGAUGGCUAAUCAUUUGGGUUGGUUCAACUUCAAGGUUUGUCCAGUAACAAACGAUGCUGUGGAAGUGACACAAGAAUGUCUUGACCGAUAUCCACUUAGGAUUGUGGAAGCCCCUACUACAAUCACAAAUGCUUACCGUUGGGAUAUCUCAGGUACUGCCAAUGUAAAAACAAUUUAUUCAAAAAUCAUAAAAUGA
Messenger RNA from Rotaria sordida, 333 nucleotides. Lineage: Eukaryota; Metazoa; Rotifera; Eurotatoria; Philodinida; Philodinidae. The record is from the annotation of a GenBank genome assembly.